AGGCUGAUCCCUCAGUUCGUUACCCUACGUGCUGCAACGCAACCCGAGCAGCUUGACGAUGUUGCCACCCAGCCUUGUUUUGAGAAACUAGGUUAGUAGUCGGUUACAUAGCGGACGAGUUGCGGUAGGAGGAGGAUGGAGAUGCCGGAGAAAUAAGCGACAAAUCGUCCACUCUGGUGUUUCUCACCAAACAUCGGAGUUUAAACAGGGACAGACCAUGAUAGAGAUGUUCCAAGCUGCAGAGCUGAAUACCAAACUGCCUUCUACUAUCAAGAGAUAGCCAGUGCGCAGGAUGGAGGCCCCAGAGGAAUGACAGUCCCUUCCCCCUCGGGCGACGCACCAACAGUCAGAGGAAAAAUGCACUGCACCAGUGGAUACCUUCUUCUUUUACUGUCGUCUAUUAUCACCUCUCACACCGCCGGAGCGUUAUCAGUGGACACAGGUGGAAACCGUACGCAAAAUGGCAGUGCACCAGAAAGUGGAUUUGUCCCAAUUGUGUUCACAAAAGUGAGCCAGAUAAUUGCCCGAGAGGGGAGCUGCACGCUGAUUGAUUGCAAUGUCACCGGAGACCCGUUCCCCAGCGUCCAGUGGUUCAACUCCCAUGGAGACCAUCUGGAUACGAGCGGUGGGAAGUGGUGGCUGCUGGACCGUGGCGUCCUCAACAUCACUAGCGUUGAGUUUGCAGACCGUGGGAAGUACACCUGCAUGGCGGCCAACGUGCACGGCAGCUCCAACUGCACAGUAACGCUGCGUGUGGUCUUCACUAACGGGGACAUGGGUGUGUACUACGUGGUGGUGUGUCUGGUCACCUUCACCAUCAUCAUGGCCCUGAAUGUCACACGCCUCUGCAUGAUGAGCAGCCACCUGAAGAAGACGGAGAAAGCCAUCAAUGAAUUCUUCCGCACUGAGGGCGCAGAGAAGCUGCAGAAGGCCUUCGAGAUCGCCAAGAGGAUCCCCAUCAUCACCUCAGCCAAGACGCUGGAGCUGGCCAAGGUGACGCAGUUCAAGACCAUGGAGUUUGCACGGUACAUCGAAGAGCUGGCUCGCAGCAUCCCGCUGCCGCCGCUCAUCAUGAACUGCCGCACCUUCAUGGAGGAGAUUCUGGAAGUGGUGGGGGUGGAGGAGAUGAGACACACCUUUGUCAGACAAGCACCCGAGGGACGGCGCGAAGCAGUGGGCGGGGUCACCUCCAUCCAGGUGAGGGACGUCUUCACUAUUCUGCAGGAGAGGGAGCAAGGGGAGGACAGGGAACGCAGUGAAUCUCCUGCCACCGACUCGGACAACUCUUCAGUGCACGAGCAGCCACAGCACAUCGCCAUCCAGGUGUCGGUCCACCCUCUGCUUGGCGUUGGAGGUUACUGCAGCAUAGAGGCUCCACCUCAGACAGAGGCACCAGCCUCCUACCCCCCACUGCUCCCUCCUCUUCACCAGGAUGACGGGGGACCUGACGGGGAGGUCGAGCAGAGCACUGAACAAGUUACGCCCGAACCAUCAGCAAAUAAGACCCCUCCCUGCCAGCUAUUCUAUGAAAGCCAUGUGUGAUGAAACGAACCCCGGGGAGCGAUGAGUUAUCCUGCUAUGCAUUUUCACUGGAAGACAAAAGAAAGAGGUCCAUAAAAGCUUAAUUUCACAUGUUGGAGAGAAUCAGUCGCAUUUUUUUUUCUUUUCUGAACAGAACAGUCUCUGUAAACCUUUGUAAGCUGUUGGACUUAGAAUUAAUCCUAAGGUUUUUUUUUCACAUUUAGGACAUUUCAUGCUUGAAUGUACACACGAGGGUUGUCAAUAUUAUUAUCAAUGUAACGAGUAGAAAAUUAAGCACCGAAG
Messenger RNA from Monopterus albus (swamp eel), 1824 nucleotides. RefSeq names its product microfibril associated protein 3 like (gene mfap3l). NCBI's taxonomy places the organism in Eukaryota, Metazoa, Chordata, Actinopteri, Synbranchiformes, Synbranchidae. The transcript has 3 exons. The coding region runs from base 310 to 1542 and encodes 410 amino acids. The record is from RefSeq and is a predicted model, not a curated record.